GCAUGUGGUAGUUCAGUGACUUUUAAAAGUGUCUUUCUAUUGCCUUAAUGAUGGAAAAGACUGUCCGUUCCUAUCAGAUGGAAAACACAGAUGUAUUCCUGCCACUGUCAUCGCUGAGGCUGCUGAUCCCCCCUCUGCGGCUGCUCUCUGCAGCCAUGUGGCAGGUGGCUCAGCGGAGAGACGUUCUUGAUUAUGAAAAGCUGGAUGAGUUUGUGUCAUUGGUGACGGCCACAGUUCCAGACCUGCUCAGUCCAACGCAGCGAGGCAAACUGCUCCUCCGACUGCGAUCGAAAAUUAUUCUUGAGCUGUGCAAAAAUGAGGAAACGGCCAACAUUGUGUGUAUACAGCCUCACCUAGAACGAAUCCGCCCACCAGGGUACACAGGGAGUGGAGAUGCAGAGGUGGAUGCAGAGGAGGCUAUUUUCAUGGAGCUGAUCCAAACACUACUGAAAGACCCCGCAGAGAGGGAGCAUUUCUACCAGGAGGUUUUUCCAACAGAAUAUGGUCUCAGCUACGACACAGACAUGCAGCUCCUUGUGUGGGAGUUUCUUUCCAAACUGGAGAAGCUCCUGCCAGUGCCAGACCUCGGCCAGACAGUGUCAUGGCUGACCUCUGCGCCCUCCGUGCUGAAGGACUGCCUGCAGCCGCUCUCCAGUCCUGAUGACCUAAGGUCUCUCCUGCAGCACCACAAAUGUCUCGAACACCUGGGCACACAAGGUACCACUGUGGAGAUGUCCACCCAGGUCUUUGCCUGCUCCGAGUGUCCGUUCUUCCACAUGCAGGAGUCCUACCUGCUGCAGCACAUUGAGCACAGUCACCCAGAGCACUACAGCAAAGUCCAGAAGGCUGCGGAGACAGCUGAGGCCCCCAGGAAGAAGGUCCAGUUCCCUCAGUUCCCAAAGCCGUUCCCCAUCCACGACAGACCUGACCCUCACAUGUGCCAGGAAUGUGGUAAAAGUUUCACACGCGCGUCAGACCUGACACGUCACCAGCGGACACACACGGGCGAGCGCCCGUACACUUGCGACGAAUGUAAGAAGGGCUUCAAGAACUCUUGGGAUCUGACCAGACAUCAGCGCAUUCACACUGGAGAACGACCCUUCCUCUGCUCCCAGUGUGGCAAACGCUUCACACAGAUGGGUCUGCUCAAACUGCAUUUCGAACGAAGCGCCUGCGGCCAGACAUACAACCCUCUCCUAGACAUAACGACGGAGGUUGUAGUAGCAGAGGAGACAUCGGAGAAAAGCAGCAGUCAGUACAAAUGCCAGAAAUGUGGCGAGAGCUUCAGUAGCAUCCUGGAGCGGCUGAGACACAGGCAGGGGCACGUGGUCAGGCGCCAGUACAAAUGCUCUCAGUGUGAGAAGAUCUACAGCCGAGCGUCAGAUUUAAAGAGACACCAGAUGAAACACACAGGUGAGCGGCCAUUUUCCUGCGAAUGUGGGAAAAGCUUCACCCAUGUGUGGCUUCUGAAUAAGCACCAGCGGAUCCACACCCAGGAGCGUCCGUACCCCUGUGCAGAGUGUGGGAAGAGCUUCACGCAGCUUCAGAUACUUAACAGACACCUGCUGACUCACAACGGACAGCGGCCUUUCCAGUGCUCCCACUGUGAGAAGAGCUUCACCCAGCUGGCCAGCCUCACCCGCCACGAGAGGAUCCACACAGGUGAGAGGCCGUACUCCUGCACCACCUGUGAGAAGACGUUCCUCACACAGGGAGAGCUGGGCAGGCAUCAGCGCAGCCACAGUAACUUCAAGCCGUUCAGCUGCUCACAAUGCCCCAAGAGCUUUAAAACCAAGCGCGCUCAGAGCGAACACCUCAACACACACACCGGCGAGCGUCCGUUUGCAUGCACGCGCUGUGGGAAGAGGUUUGCCAAGUCAACCUCACUCGUCCGGCAUAACCUGACUCACACGGGAGAGCGACCCCACCAGUGCCCUCAGUGUGGAAAGACCUUCCUCACCUCUGGUGAGCUGCUCCUGCACAAGCGCAUCCACACAGGAGAAAGACCUUAUCCCUGCUCCUACUGUGAGAGGAGGUUCAGGUGCUCCUCUGACCUCAACAUGCACAUCCGAACACACACCGGGGAGAAGCCACACAGCUGUCUCUUCUGUAAGAAGAGCUUCUCCACGUCCACGAGGCUCAAGAGACACAUGCGCACACACAUGGAGAAGGGGAUAGUUGUGGAGUCAUUUAAUCUUUGAGCUGUCAGGAGCUGAUGAUGUAUUUAUUACGACACGA
Seriola dumerili (greater amberjack) is the source of this 2238-nucleotide messenger RNA. Its product is annotated as zinc finger protein 2 homolog. NCBI's taxonomy places the organism in Eukaryota, Metazoa, Chordata, Actinopteri, Carangiformes, Carangidae. Gene Ontology annotation, biological process: regulation of transcription by RNA polymerase II. The record is from RefSeq and is a predicted model, not a curated record. The transcript has 7 exons. Bases 48 to 2201 code for a protein of 717 amino acids. Gene Ontology annotation, molecular function: DNA-binding transcription factor activity; RNA polymerase II cis-regulatory region sequence-specific DNA binding.